This is a messenger RNA of Spodoptera littoralis (African cotton leafworm), 5013 nucleotides long. The record is from the annotation of a GenBank genome assembly. NCBI's taxonomy places the organism in Eukaryota, Metazoa, Arthropoda, Insecta, Lepidoptera, Noctuidae.
AUGGAGAGGCAGGAGAGAUCACAUGCCAACAUGGAGGCCACUGACUGUGUGGACACAAAACAGUCGAAGCAACGGGCAUCGAUAAAAUGGCUGUUGACGAAGGCGUUCAACAACAGGGUCCCGGAUAAUCUUCAGGAGCCCUUUUACAGGGAUCAUGAGGAUCAAGAGCACCUCAAACCCCCCAUAGUUGGCGGGCUGGCGAAUGCUGAGCUGUACUGCUUAGCGCUCGCCAACAUGUACUCCGACCCCAACUACCACAGUCUGAACCAUUGGAACAUACUCCAGACCUUCGCGAGGAAAGGCGUGCACGUUCCCGACCCACCCGACUGCGCGCUCACCGAAACAGUGCUCAUACAAACCAACCCACUCAAAAUGAGCGGUCAUAUGGCUGUGAUAGAAGCAUUGAUGGUGCUAUACGCGCGCGAGGUGGUGACGCCGGACCGCGUGGCGGCGGCGGCGCAGCGGUUUGGCGCGGGCGCUCCGCCGCUCAGCAACACGCCCGGCGCGCCCCAUGAAGACGGCCUGCUCUGCUGGAUCAACGCUGCCUGCGCUGCGCUUAAUAAGGCUGAGGAGGACACAUCAUCGCAUGUUCCGAUGUUGAAAAGUCUCCAAGAGAUCUGCGACGGCACUGCGCUAGCGGCGUUGAUCUCGUUCUACUGUCCGGACGCGCUGCCUCGGUCGGCGGUGCGCGUGGGCCGCAUGGCCUCCAUACAAGACUGCCUGCACAACCUCAUGCUCGUCCACGACUUCUGCCGGACGGCGCUACCACACAACGUGUUCCAUAUGAUGCCUGAAGACGUCACUUAUAUGAGAGGGUCAAUGCGUCAAAAUUUAGUAGCAAUGCUCGCCGAUCUCUUCAAUAUGCUAGAAGUUCAUCCUGUCAAAUCUGUUAAAUACCCAGGAAGUGCGGCGGCGGGCGGCGUCAACUCGCAGGGCGUGCGCCUGCGCCGCAGCCUGCCCGCGCCGCAGCCCGCGCCCAUCCCGCAGCUGCGCGCCGCCGCCGACGACAACACUCUGCCGCCCUUCGCAGUGCCUCGGUCCCCGUCGUCGCUAAGCAGUCGGUCCCGCGCGGUGUGUCGCUCGGCUAGUUCGACCCCCGAGCGGCGCUCCGCCAGCCCUGCCAGGGACGACUUCGUGGUCCACAGGACGAGACAUAUUACUACACUCGCUGCCAUGGUCCGCAGGGAGGAUGAUAAUGCGCUAGAGAUGCCCAUGACGGCGGCGGGUCGUCCGUCGAACUGGGCGGAGUCCCGCGACGCGUCGUUCGCGGGGCGACGGUCGCGGCGCUCGUCUAUAUCGGACGACUCGCAGCUCACUGUCGAGAACUUUGGAGGAUCACAGGACCGACUACACUUCGCCGGUAGAAACCCCGAGAAAGAACUCGCUACUGUCGCUAAUGUUAGGAAGAUCUCCGCUCCUUCGGGACCUCUUGACUACAACCCGCCUCUCCGUUCAUCCCGUCAAGACAUCCGAGGGUCGAUACAGUUCUUUCACGGUGAUUUCCAAAAUGGCUCUCAGACUGAAGAAAAACAGAAGGUCGAACGACAGAACUCGAACCCUCAGAAUACAGAUAAUGAACCUUACUUCCCUAUUCGAAGGCAACUGAGCAGUGAUACAAUAACGCUAAGGGAGAGGCAGGAGAACUUUGGGUUCCAGUGCAAGGGCGGCGGGGACGGCGGGUUCUUCCUCAACGACCGGGACUCCACGGACGGAGAUAUCACCAAAACUAGCUUCGCUGAUCUCAAUAAAAUCAGGAGUAAUGGUGACCAGUCAGGCGCGGGCGUGGAGCGCCGCAACAGUGGCACGUUCGCGGCGCCCGCCACCACCACGUGGCAGCAACAGGUGCUGCAGCACGACGCGCAACCCAACGGCGAAGACAUAGCAGACGAAUCAACGACAUCAAGUGGGGGACAAAUGGCCGCUCAACUAAAUAAUAUUCGAUUAAAGCUAGAAGAGAAACGGCGACGCAUAGAGCAAGAGAAACGACGUAUGGAAAUGGCCGUCAACAGGCAGAGGCAACAGUUAGGACAACAGGCCUUCUUACAAGCAGUUACUAGGGGCAAGGGCGCGCGCACGCCGCACGACGACGACAACAAGCAGGACCUGCCGCCGCAACAGGAAUUGGUGGUGGACCCACCGAGUCAGCGGGAUACAGUCGACAACGUGGUGUUAGAACAGUACCAACAAUCUAUUGCCAACCUGCAGGACAUACAGAGCGACAUCGCGCGCCUCGCCAGCCAACAGACGCAGUUGCAGCAACAGCAGCACCAGCAGCAACAGCAACAACAGGCCAAACAGCUGUUCCAGCAACCGCUACUGCAACAACCGAUGCAACAGAUGCAGCCACAACAACCUCAGUCGCCGUACCAGCAACACCAACAACAACAACAGUAUCAACCCAACAUUCCACAACUGCACAGCCAAUUCAGCUCACAGCACAAUGUGUCCCGGCCCGGGCUCGCCAGCUUCGGCUCCACGCCACACAUUCCGCGCGAAUUCCAGCAACAACACUACAACUACGACCAGUACCAGUACAACCAGUACAGGGACAUCGAGGACUACGGACAGCAACAGUUCUAUCUGCACGACGCCGCGCCCCCGCCGCGCCGCACCUGGGCGCAACAUGCCCAGAUACAGCAACAACAAGGGGCCUGGCAGCUUCAUCAACAACAAAAUCACCAACAACAGCAUCAUCAACAACAUCAACAGCAUCAACAGCAUCAGCAGCAUCAACAGCAUCUGCAGCAUCAACAACAUCCGCAGCAUCAACAACAUCCGCAACAUCAACAGUUUGGUCCCUCGACACCGGAGCCUCCACAGAGGACGUGGAAGUCUCCAUCACCCCAGCCGCCACCGGACCGGAAUUGGCAACCGCAAGGCUUCGUACUGCACGACAGAACCAACCAACAGCAACAACCGUUCCAAGUGCACUACAACAACGACCGGUACCAGAACGGCACCGAGAACAUUCGAGAACCACAAAACCAUUUAAGCUACACUGUGAUAAACCCCAACCAGUACGUGUCCCAGUCCCCGCCGCUGGCCGCGUCCCCCGUGCGGCGCGCCAAGACGCCGCAGCGCCAGGGCUCCCUGCCCGAGGUGGCCCGCCGCGCCGAGCCCGUCAGCCUCAUGCAGCUGCAGGCCGCGCCGCAGCCCGCGCCGCAGCCCGCGCCGCCCGACGACAUGGAGCCGCAGAACAUCUCCUUCAUCGGCAACGCCGAGGACGACGCUCUUCGGCAAGGCAUCAAUAGACUGAAUAUCUCGUCGGGCACGCGAACUUACCGCAUCCCCUCCCCGACGAGGCCGUCCCUCAGUAGAAACUCGUUCCAGCAGCUCGAGCAGGAGGAGCCUAGCGAACCGAACGAGAAAGGGUUCUACAUUUCGUUCGAUAACGAUCAACCGAAGCGGCCGAAACCUCCUUUACGAGCGAAACGAGGCUCGCCGAAGAAGGAACGGUCGACGGAGAUCAGUCCGGAACGAAGUCCAGAGAACACGUGGAACGAGCGACUACCGCAGCCCGCGCGCGAGGAAGAGUUCGUGGUCCACAGGAGUACAGGGUUGGAACAAACGAUACGAUCUAAUGACGUUUCUUCGGAGCGCAGAGAAACGCCACCUAGAGAACGACCCCAACGAGCCAACAAUGCGGAGCCCGCAGCCUUAAUCAUCGGCGAGUUGAAUCCUGACCCGAACUCGGCGGAGGAGAUGGAGCGCAAGAAGGAGCGCAUAAUGUUGCUGUCGCUGCAGCGGCGGCAGCGCGCGGACGAGGCGCGCGCGCGGGCCGACGCCGCCGCCGCCGCGCGCCGCGCGCGGGACGACGCCGCCAACGAACUCAAGCAGGCGCGCAAGGAGGAGCAGGCGCGCCGCCGGGAGGCCAUCCUGCACCAGUACAAGCUCAAGAAGGCCAUCGAGGAGGCUGAGCGGGAGGGCAAGCACAUAGACAAAUCCGAGUUCCUGGAGAGUCUAAACCGCGGUAAUUCAGUAGCGCCGACGCCGACGCCGACGGGUGGCGCGGCGCGACUGCGCAGUAAGGCGGCGGCGGCGCGCGCGCGGCCUAAGACUAUCCACGUCGACAGUACUGUACUACACGCCGCCGAGGGAAUGCUCGCUACCAAGCAACCUUCCUCCACAAACCUCACAGCGGGCGGGAUGCGGCGCGACUACUACCGCGGCUCGCAGGACAGUCUCGCCGAGCGCGCCGGCCUCUACCGGGAGUCUCCGGUAGAGGACCGCGGCGGUAUGUCUCCGGGUAGUGCGUCGAGCGGUCCGCUCGGUCGGCGCGGUUCCUGCAAGACGUCCCGAGAGCGCGUGAAUGAGGAACCACAGUCUUCACGUGGAAGGUCUAAAUAUACGAGUUACCAGAGUAACUUUAAGGCGGGACGGAAGUCAAGCUCUCUUAUGAAUUUGUGCGACUCGGGGCUGGGUCGCGCGACUCCGCCGCGGCGCGCCGCGUCCCCCGGCGUGCGCACGCUCGGGUCGCCCGCCUCGGGGCCCGGCUCGCUGCCCGGCGCCAUCGGCAAGCGCAGGCAGCAUCACGACGACAACUCCGACGUUUCCUCCACGCACUCCUCCAUCAUGGACUACUCAGGUCCAAGACUGUACAAACAACCUUCCUCGAAGUCGAACCGCGGCAUAAUGCUGAACGCAGUGGAGUACUGCGUGUUCCCGGGCGCCGUGAACGCGGAGGCCAAGCGGCGCGUGCUCGAGGAGAUCGCGCGCUCCGAGAGCAAACACUUCCUCGUACUGUUCCGGGACGCGGGCUGCCAGUUCCGCGCGCUCUACUCCUACUGCCCCGACACAGAACAGGUCACCAAGCUCUACGGCACGGGACCCAAACACGUCAAUGAUAGAAUGUUCGACAAGUUCUUCAAAUACAACUCGGGCAGCAAAUGCUUCUCGCAAGUGCACACGAAGCACCUGACGGUGACUAUCGACGCGUUCACGAUACACAACUCGCUGUGGCAGGGCAAGAAGGUGCAGCUGCCCAGCAAGAAAGACAUGGCGCUUGUCAUAUAG